CACAGUGGAUUUAUGCAACAGCAUUCGGCAUUGCCGACGUAAAAGCUGAAGUAAAUUUACUUUGUACGUCGGCAUUUGGACGUCAGGAAUUCACCAAAACAUUUUCUGUAUUUCCAGUGACACGAAUUUUAACUCUUUUGGACCUCACCUGACGCAAAAAGUAGAAAAUUUUGAAAGGUUUGGUCACUCGACUCAACUAAUGAUCGUACUAUUCGUCGAACUUUUAUCUCUUUUCGACCGUAGAGUUGAAUAAAUUCCUUCCAAGAUGGUGAAAAAAGAUACAGUGGAAAGAUGGGGAAUUGAUUGUAUUAAAUUCGUUCUCGCGGAUGACGGGACGUCAGUUAAAAUGGUUUACUGCAGCGUGUGUAGGGAGUUCUACCGAGAGAGAGAGGGCGGUAUGCGGAUGGUCCAUGGUCUUAAAGGUGCAGUAUCCAGUCUUGCCGACAAGUGGGUUUUGGGUACAGAAGUAAUAAAGAAAAGCAAUGCUGUUGACCACGUGACUAAAUCGUCUGUACAUAGGGUUGCAGCAGCUGCACAAGGUGAAAGUUGUGUCAGUGUUAGACGUAGAAAGCCUGCAAAAACUAAAAGUUCUAUCUGUGUCUUGGAACAGCACACUGUGGUUCCAGAGAGCAUUAUCAAUGAAAUACCCCAAAUAACAACCGAACAGCGUGAACAACUGGUAAAAACAUUCCAAUUACUGCACUAUCUUGUAACACAGGGAAAAUCAUUUGAAGAUUUCAAACAUUUUGCAAAAUUUGAAGUGGAUGUGCAUAAAGUCGAUCUUGGAUCAGAAUACCUGACCAAACGAGCAGCUCGGAAUAUGUGUCGCUUCCUCACACAAAAAAUUAAACAGGAUGAAAUUACUAAUCCCCUGAACAGUGCCAAGAGCCAUUAUUUUUCUCUGAUGUCUGAUAGAUGCACAUGCACGGAAUCAAUGGAGAUAAAAGAAGUGUUUGUCAUAAAGACGUGUAAUGCAGGAAAACCUUCUUUUCAGGUAAUGUCGAUUGAAGAUGUUGAUAACACCAAUGUUCAUUGUUUAAAAAAAGCCCUUGAACAAAGCGUGGGAAAACAGAACUUUUUAUUCGAGCGUAGAUUUCAUCAGAUUGGAAAUGGCAGCGAUGGAGUUGGUGUCAGUGAUGAACUGUUUAGCCUUGAACAAGAAGAUGUUGGUGAUCAUUUAGUCAAAGGAUGGUGUGCUAACCACAAGGUGGAAGUUGGAGUCCAUGAUUCAUUCAAACAUGGAGAGCUGAACAAAGCCAGUGAAAACUUGGUAGAUAACAUAUUUCACCUGUUUAACAGAUCUCAUUUAAAGUGGAGACUUUUUAAAUUUCAAGCAAAGGACAUGGAUGUAAAACCUUUGAAAUACAAGAGAGCAUCUGGGACUCUGUGGGUUGCAAAUCAAGUUGAUUCUCUCAACAGUUAUUUAAGCAAUUUGCCAAUUCUUCUUGCAUUCCUGCACCAACAGAUUCAGUCUCCUUACAACAGUAGGAUAAAAGAUGCAAAGCCUGUGUUGGAAGGUCAUCUUAAAGCCACGUUGUGGUUAGAGCUGCUUCUGUACAUGGCAGUUAAACACGAUCUGUUGGUCUAUCUUUCGCCCUUCACUCAACUCGUGGAAAAAAACCUGCUGCUUGCACCCGAGACCUUGAGUUCCAUGAAGAGUGCUAUGCAAGUUAUCUCGAGAAUCAAACACAUUUUGGAUGAAGAGGGCAGUGCUGGCUUUUACACUGACGGGCUGUUCCCAACACUUGCUAGUCUAAUUUUACCUCACUUGGAGACCAUGAAGCACAGUUCUACAAGAUCUGAUGAGAAGACUCCCACUGCGGAGCUUCAUACCUUCCAUGGUUUCAAGAUGACCACUGGCUUAGAAACAGCAUUCAGCAUGGUGUACCAGGAGAUCCAGGAAGUACUGGGAUACAUGGAGGUCAACCUGAAUGUCAAAUUUUCCGACUUCCUCAAUAACCCAGUUUACCAUGCUGCAGCGGUCUUCUUGGAUACAAAAAGCUACCAGUAUAAUUCUGCCGACGUGAUAGUUGAGAGUGCCCUGAUGGUGCACCAGCACUUUUCUUCGGUCCUUAGUGCCAACUUCUGCGAGUUCAGAAAACUGCGUCAGGAGUUUGGCUUCCUCUAUAAUCACGUAACCACAUUCCUGUCUAGAUCUACAAACGAGCAGGCCUGGCAACAGCUUUUUGCAUCGCAGUCUUCACUGUCGAUAACAAAUAUACUGCACAUAGCGGAGAUAUGCAUUGUCUUGCCAGUAAGCAGCUCUGAUUUGCAGAGGAUCUUCGGCAGAUUCUCAAGAAUAGUCAGCAGAAGUAGUCUUCCACUGAAAAAUGAAAGCAUUGAAAAUGAACUCAUUGUGGGAUUGAAUGACUUUGACAAUUUUCACCCUGGUAGAUAUGAUGCCAUCAUUGAUGAGUUUCUGAGGCAUCAUCAAGGAGGAAUAAACACAAAGUCUGCUCAUCCACCUGGUCAUGUGAAGAGUGAACAUCCAUUUAAACGAAAAAGACAUUCACAGUCCGAUUCAGAGUUGAGUCUGAAGAAGAACCAUCUCUUUCUUCCAAGUGAAAUUAAGACAGAAAUGCAGCCAGAAAUGGAGCUUUCUGCGUCAGUCACAGAUACACCGUAUGUUGAGCAGUCCAGGAUUUCAUACACCCAAGACACGGUUGACAACUUUGAACCAAGUACAGACGACAGCUCCUUUGAUUCAACAGACUUCUCUUCAGCCUCUGAGGAUAAUAUGUGAUCCUAAUGUAUUAUAAUGUGGAUAUAAGCAUUUAAAAUCUCGAGUCUAACCGUAAGACUACAAAAACUACAUUCAGUUUAUAUAGUGAUAAAUACUCUUCAUCUUUAGCCAGGCUCAGUACUAAGAAAUUUUGAAGAGCUGAUUUGUCAUUCAUAAGAUACAAACAGCACCUUUCAGACUUUGAUUUUAUAACUUUCAGACUUUGAUUUUAUAAUUUAAACUUUGUUCAAAACCAUGAAGAACACAAAUAUAACUUUUUUGUCCUGUAACAAAAAUAGCCUUUAAACUGUCAUUCAGAUCACUGCCAUUUUGUUUUGUACUUGAAGAUGCUAGAAAACUGUUUGAAGCAACCACCCCAAAACAUUUAAUUUGUACUGCCUUCAACCAACACACAACACUUCAGACCCUGAACUUUUAAAGUCUAGACUUAAGGCUUUAUGGUCAUGGGAUGCCUACAAAUUUUACGAGUGUGACAUUAUUAAAGAUGUGUCUCAACUCUUAAAGUUUUAUAAGCACAGACCCAAAUAUUGUUCCAUCAGACCUGGGUCCAAAACAACAGCCUUAAGUUCAGCCAGCGAAUGUUUUGCUAAUGUUUGCAAAUUAUUUGAUUGGAUCCCAUAGCGGUCAUUCGGUUUACUGUGUACCGUAAAAAACAGUUUAGCGAAAUUUGGUGACAAGCGGUUGACUGAACAUAACCCUGUAUUACUGUGAAGUGUCAUUGUAAUCUGCCAAACCAGCUUAAACAAAUAUAUGGAUAGUUAAUAAAUUGUGUCCGAUUUCCAGUUAAGAUUAAAUAUGAUCAGCAAAUAAAUAAAAAUUCCAUUCAAUUUUAAAAUACUUUUUUGAACAGUAAUAGUAUUGUGUAAUAGACCAAAUUCAUUAACAGACUUGAAGGUCUGUGUUCAGUUAAAUAUGAUUAAUUUCUCCUCUCAUUUAUCUUCACUUAAUGACAUUUAUACCUUGUAGUAUAUAUAUAUAUAUAUAUAUAUAUAUAUAUAUAUAUACAGAUGAUCAAACAAAACUAUACCAAAACUGAGAGACUACUGAAGAAAACACGAAAUAUUUUGCUCGUUUAAAAAAUAAAUUAUCAUGAAAAUAGGCUUCUUAGCAUGUUGUGAACAACAUUUCAUUCCAUAAAAGCACAAACAUAUUUAACCACCAUUUCAUUUCCUUUAGCCAAAUUAUAAAAGGAAUUUAAAUAAAUUUUUCUUUGUAUAGUUUCUUUUGAACAUCUGUAUAUCAUCAUAGGACAAACAUUUUUUUUUGGUAAACAUUCUGUAUUAAUUCCGAAAGUUAUAUAACUUGUAGCAAGCCAGUAAUUCACCAGUUAUAUUUUAUGAGACAAUAAGAAGCCAAGUACAUGUAAGUACUACCCAAAUAUUCCAUGUUUAUUUUAAUACAUAAUUUUGUUAUUUGUUCAUUUACUUAAUAUAGUAAUGUUAAAAAUGUAUAUGCAUUAAAAAAAAUUGGAACACAUA
This is a messenger RNA of Gigantopelta aegis, 4221 nucleotides long. RefSeq lists its product as uncharacterized. The record is from RefSeq and is a predicted model, not a curated record. Bases 266 to 2743 code for a protein of 825 amino acids. NCBI's taxonomy places the organism in Eukaryota, Metazoa, Mollusca, Gastropoda, Neomphalida, Peltospiridae. The transcript has 2 exons.